Messenger RNA from Oncorhynchus gorbuscha (pink salmon), 4848 nucleotides. RefSeq names its product trophoblast glycoprotein-like. The record is from RefSeq and is a predicted model, not a curated record. NCBI's taxonomy places the organism in Eukaryota, Metazoa, Chordata, Actinopteri, Salmoniformes, Salmonidae. Gene Ontology annotation, molecular function: protein binding. The coding region runs from base 721 to 1863 and encodes 380 amino acids. The transcript has 2 exons. Gene Ontology annotation, biological process: negative regulation of canonical Wnt signaling pathway. Gene Ontology annotation, cellular component: plasma membrane.
GAAGGCACAGGUUGCAAACAUUGAUUCAUGUUUAAAAUCUAAGAAGACACUACCAACUUCUACACUUGUUAAGGUUUUUGUGAAAUUCAAUAGUUGCAUUUCCCUUUCCCGCCCGGUGUAGACCUGGCCUGCGUGCUGUUAAUUAAAGUGGGAGGACAGAAAGGCUCCGGACGGGGUGAGAGGGAAGCUGAAAAGCCCCUCCCCGCAGAUUGUAGCCUACGAUGCGAUGGUGCUUUAAUUUCAUUGUUUGAGAGGAGCGACGCUCGGAGUGCAUCUGCUGGGAUCAAACAGCCCCGAAAGAGAGAUCCCUUUUGUCAUGGAAAUCAGACCCUGACUCUGUCACACGUGGGCUUCAGAAAUGCUAAGAAGUUGAACAUCCAGCCAGGACUUGUAAUACAGAAUAGAACGGGUCAAGGAGAUGGCGAGGACAAUCUGACCAGUGUACGAUAGGACUCUCUCUCCACGUUUCACUCUCAUCGGCAGUAGGAUAUUUAUAUAUAGCUAAUGUGCACAGUCAAUGCGCUGUAGUCUACAGCAUAUACUGCAUAUGCAUUUUUGUCGCGCUUGGAAGUAGGCAAGGAGGUUGAGUUUGUUAUUCUUCUGAAAUGGCUAGUCAUUUUCGGUAAAUGUAAUUCGCUCUGUAUAGGAUACUUUUUUGUUUUCAAUGUAUAGAAACUAUAUUUAUCACUGUUUUGGUAUCGCGUAGCCUGUUUUUCAAAAAUGCUGGAUUUGGUUCUACGGAUGGUUUUCUGUGCGCUGCUCUGUUCUAUUUCUGCGCGCGCAUCCGGGUGCCCUCUUCGUUGCGAAUGCUCGGAAGCUGCUCACACGGUGAAGUGUGUUUCCAAAGACUUGCGGAGUGUCCCGCCUGGGAUACCAGGGUACACGAGGAAUCUGUUCAUAACUGGAAACCAGAUCAGCAGAAUUGGACCGGAAUCGUUCAAAGGGCUGGACAAUAUAACAACGCUGUCACUGAGUAACAAUAGGAUAACAGAGGUAGAGUCUCAGACUUUCUCUGGGCUGCGUUCCCUCCGCUCUCUGGACCUGAGCUCCAACCAGCUGGCUGUCAUCAACCCAGAGGCCUUCACUGUUCCGGGCCACACUCUCAGGGAGCUCAACCUCAGCCGAGCUCUCUACAACCACUCCUCUCUCAUGAACCUGGCUAUGUCUCUUCGCUGGUCCACCCUGGUUGAGCUCCGGACCCUGGACCUGUCAGGGAACAGGCUAAUCUACCUGCCCUCUCACACCUUCUCCUACCUGGGUGGCCUGCAGAGGCUCAUCCUGGCCAACAACUCCCUGGUGGCCCUCUACAAUGGCACCUUCUCUGGGCUGGACUCUCUGGAGCAGCUGGAUCUGACCCUUAACGCUCUGCGGACUGUCCAGGAGGAGGGCCUGGCUGAGCUGGCCUCUCUGCCCCCCGGGGUGAGACUCCUUCUAGGGGAGAACCCCUGGACCUGUAUCUGUGGCAUGGAGCCCUUCGCUGCCUGGCUCAACUCCUCCCAGGGACAUGUGGGAGACGCAGAGGGCCUGGUGUGUGCCUUCCCCUCAGACAUGAGAAACACGUCUCUGCUGAGGUUGGCGGCUGGACAGGCUGGGGUGGGCGGGGACGGGUUGGCGCUGGGAUGCCACAGGGUGGGUGAGGGGGCGGACCUGGCCCUCCAGACUUCCUACGUGUUCCUUGGGAUCGUCCUGGGCUUCGUGGGACUCGUCUUCCUCUUGGUCCUCUACCUCAACCGGCAGGGCAUCAAGAAGAGGAUCAAUGACAUGCGGGAAGCGUGCACGGAGGUGUUGGAGGGAUACCACUACCGCUACGAGCACGACGCCGACCCCAGGCUCUCACAGGUCUCCACCACAGCAGACAUUUGAUGAUAGGAGGACACUCCCAGGGGCUUCCAUGAUCCUUUUUUCAUAAUCAAAAACGUUUUUUUUCUAUUGCAUUUAUAAGUAGAUAAGAUCAUGUAAAAACUGUACAUGUGAAUUGUAUGUAAAUAUAAACAUACAGUAAGUAUAUGACUGAGUAUUAUUAUUGUUCCUAGUAGCCUUGUCCAUGAUUUAAGCAUGCACUGUCUGAUCUGUAGUCCUUCACAACCAGUCCUCACUUUCAGUCUACACAUCGUCUGAGACUGGGGAUUACCCAUGGCUAACAAAUGGGCAUUGACUGUGAAAGAGAACUGUUGUAUGGAUGGGGGACUGACUGAAUGUUCUUCUACAUAGAUUUCCCCCUCUUAAAAGUGGGGCUUCUCUGUCUGUCCUAGAAUGAAGUGUCAUGUGAAGGAGUGAAACUACAUUUGGACAAUAUAAUGUUAUGAUUCUUGGAACUGAGAACAGAUAUGGAUGAAUAUACUUAAUUCAUGAAGCUGAAGUAAUGAAACUGAAGACUGUUCUUAUACAUUUCACUUGCUAUGACUUUACUUAAGUAUUCUUCUUUGAGAGGUCUUGUAAAUGUAUAUACUAUCGCUACCAAGCUCACAUACAGCAUAAUUAAUCAGCUCAUGAGUUGCAAGUUGUAUGACACCAACCCCUGUGAAGCUUAUGCACAAUGGCCAUGUCUGAAAUUGCACCAUAUUCCCUGUAUGGGCCCUGGGCAAAAGUAGUGGACUUAUAAAGGGAAUAGGGUACCAUUGGGACGCAGAGUUCAAUGAGAGAUUGUCUGAGGGCCAGCUCACCCCAGGACUGAGGAGCAUUUCUUUGCUCUUCUAUCCCUCUGCCCCAGGGUGCCUGAAAGGAAUCCCAGCAGAUUAGUCUCCAUAGCAUUCCAAAAGGGAGGAGAACCUCUCCUCUAAUCUCUCCUAAAAGCAACUCUUUCUCUCUCUCAAUUCAAAGGGCUGUAUUGGCAUGGGAAACAUGUUUACAUUGCUGAAGCAAGUGAAAUACAUCAUAAACAAAAGUGAAAAUAAACAAAUCAGAAAUGAACAGUAAACAUUACUCAGAAAUGAACAGUAAACAUUACUCAGAAAUGAACAGUAAACAUUACUCAGAAAUGUUUCAAAGGAAUAGAGACAUUUCAAAUGUCAUAUUAUUGCUAUGUACCGUAUUGUAACGAUGUGUAAAUAGUUAAGGGAAGAAAUAAAUAAUCAGAAUAUGGGUUGCAUUUACAAUGGUGUUUGCUCUACACUGGUUGCCCUUUUGUGGCAACAGGUCACAAAUCUUAAUGCUGUGAUAUCACACUGGUAUUUCACCUAAUAGAUAUGUGAGUUAUCAAAGAUGAGAUGAGAAGAAAAAGGACUGUUCAUUCAGUUCACACUGCACAGCCAAAGUCAUCCAGCAACGGAAAUCUCAAAACACUCUUUCAUGAAAAUGUGCUUUGUUUUAAGUUCUCUAGUUUUAGUGUCAAGAUGAUGAGAACCAGGAUGAGGCUGGAGCUAUAUGGCUGUAACUGAGGCUGGGGCUGUAACUGAGACUGGGGCUAUAGGGCUGAGGCUGGGGCUAUAGGGAUGUAACUGGGGCUGUAACUGAGGCUGGGGCUAUAGGGCUGAGGCUGGGGUUGUAACUGAGGCUAUAGGUCUAUAACUGGGGCUGGGGCUGUAACUGAGGCUGUGGCUAUAAGGCUGAGGCUAUAGGGCUGUAACUGAGACUGGGGCUAUAGGGCUGAGGCUGGGGCUUUCGGGCUGUAACUGUGGCUGAGGCUAUAGGGCUGUAACUGGGGCUAUAGGGCUGUAACUGGGGCUGGGGCUAUAGGGCUGUAACUGAGACUGGGGCUAUAGGGCUGUAACUGAGUCUGGGGCUAUAGGGCUGUAACUGGGGCUAUAGGGCUGAGGCUGGGGCUAUAGGGCUGUAACUGAGACUGGGGCUAUAGGGCUGGGGCUUUCGGGCUGUAACUGUGGCUGAGGCUGAAGCUGGGUGUGCAUGUGGCUGAGCCAAAAGCAAUCCCUCCUCCUUGAAGACAACAAGCCAUUCUCUUUAAAGGAAGGAAAGCCUGGCUGGAGCUGCAGCUUUUUCUGUUUAAGGGACAUUUUUCAGUGAUAAGAUACAGAUGAUUCUGGAAUGCCAGCAGCAGAGCAGGCAGCAGUAGUUUCAUUGAGAGGCCAAAGCCUGUUCUGCUCUUAUUAACCAGUGCAGUGGAGGAACUGUUGUUGUCUUCCUACAACAGAAAUAUACUAGUUGUUUUACACUUCAAUUAUAUUUAAUUCCUCUACUGUAAACAGUGGUUUUGACUAAUUUAUGAAGUGAUCUUUGACUGAAAUGGGUUGGGCGUACACAUGAAGGGGGUCUGGGUCUCUUUGAGAUGUGCUCUUUGUCAUGAUCUGUGAUGUUUCUGUCAUGAUAAUUGGUCCCAGGUUAAUGCUCAGUCUGGUGUGGGGAAACUAGAGGGAGAAUUAAACAACAAAGAACACAUUUCUUAUCGAUUUCUAACUCCAUUUGAUGCUUUCGUUUUGAUUGCAUGUUUUUUAGUUGAAUCAGAAAGCCUGCACAUUGUGUCCAAUCUUUUCACCAAACUUGAAAUUCUCUAGGCAUAUUUGAAUGAGGUUUUCCUUUUUUAUAUAUACUUCAGAUAAAAGCCUAUAAGUGUCCGCCUGGUUUUGCCAUAGCCCUGGUCAAAGAUAGCGCACUAUGUAGGGAAAAGGGUACCACUUCAAACAGACACAUUAACUUCCGAAAACAAGAAGGUGCUCUACUCUGCUGUGGUUGAAUUGAACAGAAUUUGACAUUCCUUUCUGACUCUGCUGGCUCUCAUCACAGUGUUGUUCCUCAUUAUCCUCCUGCACAAAAAGCUGACUCACUCCCUCUGUGGCCGUGGUGAUGUAGGACGUGUCACAGAGAAAGACCUAAUGACGAGCAAAGCUCCACUGCUAAUUGCAGGGAGUGCUGAGAGAGAGAGAGAAAAUAACUUGGGAGGGAGCUAGAGAGAGA